Molecule: messenger RNA, 1334 nt
Organism: Jatropha curcas
Lineage: Eukaryota; Viridiplantae; Streptophyta; Magnoliopsida; Malpighiales; Euphorbiaceae
Product: putative GEM-like protein 8
Source: RefSeq, a predicted model, not a curated record
UAGAGAUUUUCUUGACAAUCAAAGGAGUCUUUGAAUCUCAUGAUCUGUAAGUAUAUAUAUAAAACUUGAACCGAGUCAUUUUCCAUUAUAAUUUCAAGAAAUUGUCCAGUGUGGAUAGAAUCUUUACAGUUGCUACUUGUUUUUUCAAAUUCCAUCAAAUGUACCCGCCCUUAAUAAGUCUUGUACAACAAAAGCUAAUGUAUAUAUAUGUCUGAGACAAUCCCAGAAAAGAAGACUUGACCUUUCUCUUAAAAGCAACCCAACUUACCAUCUUCUCAUUAUCUUCAAAUUAAAAAUGUCAUUAUGAGUGUAUGGUCUGUGCCUUUGUUACUUCCAUUGAUCAUUGAUGAGAUGAGCCAUGCAUGACUCAUGCAACAAAAAGCUCAAGAUUCCACCCUUUAAAUACUCCUGCAGAAUAACAACACACACAGAAUAAAACAUUGGAAACCUAUAUUCAUCAGAAACGAAAAUGAAGAACCCAUUUCAGGAUCAAGUCAUUGGAAUCCCAAUCAAAUCAGUUAGCAGGUCUCCUGCAGUGGGAUAUUUACCUGAACCAGUAGACACCCAAUGCCGUACUUCAUGUUCUGCUAAUGGCUCUAAUGUUGCAGGCAAAACAGAUUCAAUGCUUAAAAGAAUAAACAAGCUAGGAAAGAAAGCAGACAAUUUUACCAAUUGUGUCCUGGAGCAUGUAAGACUGGGACCAAAGAUCACUGAAACUUUGAGAGGGAAGUUGAGGUUGGGAGCUAAAAUUCUUCAAGUGGGUGGUGUGGAAAGAAUUUUCAGGCAGUUAUUUCCAUUUAGUGAAGAUGAGAAAUUGUUGAAAGCUUCUCAAUGCUAUUUGUCAACAACAGCAGGCCCUAUUGCUGGUCUCUUGUUUAUCUCCACUCACAAAGUUGCAUUUUGCAGUGAGAGAUCAAUCAAAUUUUCCACUCCAAAUGGGAAAUCAGUUAGAUUAUACUACAAGGUCUUGAUUCCUCUUAGGAAGAUAAAGAGUGUCAAUGAAAGUGAGAAUGUUAAAAAGCCAUCACAGAAGUAUAUGGAAAUAGUUACCGUAGAUAAUUUUGAAUUCUGGUUUAUGGGUUUCUUAAAUUAUCAGAAGGCUCUGAAAUAUAUUCAGCAAGCAAUCUCCCACAGAUCAUAAUGUAUCUAUCAGAAAGCACUGUACAUGUACAAAACACAAACUUUGCAAGAUCAAUAAAAUUACAAUGUAUCAAAUUUUUGUUCUGAAGUAUGCUUUAAGGGAUUUCUGUGUUAUGGAGGCUAACUCCACUUUGAUAAUUUCGUUUUCACUGCUAAAACUGCACAACAUAUUCUUUACUUCAGUUCUACUUAAC